AUGGAGAGUCAAACGAGCAAGAAUUGGGCCAGGUCGUACCUGCUCGACCCACUGUCAGAGCCUCAACCUUCCGAGGAGACUGGACCCGGCACACAUUUGAGACCCGAGAGCGCCACGUCAAACCUUACCUCUUCACGGUCGCCUAGCAGUCUCUCCCAAAACCCUUUCCGGCAGUCCAAAAACAUUUACACAUCCACUGCCGAGGUCUCUGGCACAAGCGAACGUAAUCCAUACCCUUCACCGCCGCAGUCGGUGUCACCAAAGCACCACCGACCUCAUUCCAGCCAUCGACACGAAGCCUUUAGCGAGGAGUGGCCCUCAGAUAGUUCAUCGCGUAGACGCGGAAACAGCCUUGGAGCACGCUUUCCGGGGGACAACUCAUCUCGACCCCUCGACCAGAUCAGGAAGGAUGCAGCAUCAGCUAAUCGCUCACCACAUCUCCGAAAGUCGCAUAGAGUUCUCCCUGAUACGAUAGACAGACUGUCAAUAGUUGGAGGCUAUCCUUGGCACCACGAAGGACCAUACGACGCCGCUCUGACAGCUCGCAAUAUUUCAGAAAAAGCCUCCCCCCUUAAAGCGCUUGACCACUCCAACCAAGAAACCCUCAGAGCAACGCCGAGGGAAAAAAUCAUUGAUAGCGUGCGAAGCCAUCGACCGCUUGACGGCGUAGCGGCUUAUGCCCCUGGCGAAGCUGAUCGUAAUGGCCACGUUUACGAAUACGAGCAAGGGGACAACAUGAUGAUUUCGGGCAAUCCCGAAGGGGGCGCAUACAAGCGCUGGCCCGGUGUUCAAUAUCUUGAUUCAGAUAUCAAGGGCAAGGGAGAGCCAAGCUACUCGAUUGAGAAGGCGCUGAAAGGACAUGGUGGUGAUCUGAAAGGGCAUAGAAGUUCAACAGGGAACGAAGCGUAUGAGAUGACAAAACCAAAAUAUGCAGGGGAUAGUUUGAGCAACGCAGUAGGCAACGAUGCCAUGUGGGGCGAUGGCGAGGAGCCUACUCUGCGGAGGAGGACAGGAAGUUUAAAGAAGAAGCUGGGUAGUGUACGAAAGCACUUACACAAGGAAAAGUGA
This is a messenger RNA of Endocarpon pusillum Z07020, 1068 nucleotides long. RefSeq lists its product as uncharacterized. Bases 1 to 1068 code for a protein of 355 amino acids. The record is from RefSeq and is a predicted model, not a curated record. The transcript is spliced from 2 exons. Gene Ontology annotation, cellular component: cytoplasm. Lineage: Eukaryota; Fungi; Ascomycota; Eurotiomycetes; Verrucariales; Verrucariaceae.